AGCCUGAUGUUCGUGCUGCUGCCCGUCAAGCUGCUAUUGCCAAGUCUAAGGAAAGCAAGAAGGCUGCUCAAGCUGCUAAGAAAGCUUAAAUCAUUUAUUGGAUUGCUCUUUCUCUCUCUAUCUCUCUCCCUUUGCCUUUCUAUCUCUGUAUUAAAAUAUGCCUAUGGACAUUUUCGAUCCCGCACCUUAUUUUUUUUUUUUUUUGUGAAUAAAAAAAAUUUCAAAUUUUCCUUUUCCCCUUUUCUCUUUCUUGUUCUUUCGUCCUUUUUUUUUUUUUAAUAAAAUGACUUCUCCCGUUGAUCAGUUUCGAUUAUGUCCUGUAGGUUUAUUAACCAACGAAUAUUAUGAUAACAUCGAUACAUUUGUUCAAGAAGCUUCUGAAGCUGGACAUGAUUUCGUAGCUACUCCUAUGGCUCAUCCAAGUUUCCGUCGCGUACUUCAUGAAGAUAAAAAGGAUAUCAACAAGUCUGCCAUAGAUCAAUGGCGCAAUGCUCCCGUAUUUGAUCGUCAAGAUCUUAUCCUUCAGUCAGCUGGUUGUUCAGAUAUUGUAGUUGGUAUGUUAGCUGAAUGGUUACAACUUGAUUCUAUCGAUGAAUCUAUUCGAGUCAACUCUGAAUUGGCAUUGAAACAAGAACUGGCGUGGGCAAGUCAUCUGGGUCUACUUUCUGUCAUUUAUCCUGGAUUACCAAAAGGUGCCCUGUCAAACACUGCACGUGCUAUUAAUCAUGCGACUGGCUCACUAUCAUUCACUCAAUUAUGGGUUCGAAUACCUAUCAGUGACACAGAGAAUAUGGAAAAAAACAGUACUUGGAAACAAUGGAACAAACUUCGCAUGCUGACGGAACAAAAUACCAAAAUCUAUGUUGCAUUGGAACUCACUGAAGACCUUCCUCAUGAUGAUAUACUAGAUAUGUGGCUUGCUGAACCUGUCAAAGCAUUGAUCGUCCCAGCGGAAGUGUUUAUCCCCAAUGCCAAAGGCUUUCCUGUAUUACCAAAACGUCAUCAAGCAUUUGUGAAAAAGGUUAUGGAUAAGUUACGGCCAAAUAUACUUGUCACCGUUCCAAUUGUUCAUAUUCAUGCUAGUGCUACCCCAUCUACCUACCAAGAAUAUAUCAGGUACUUGAAUCGAAAUCUACCCGAAUUGGAUCAGGUCAAUCAAUUUGCUACUGGUUAUCAAGAUUAUCUUCAGGCACCUUUACAACCAUUGAUGGAUAAUUUGGACAAUAAUACUUACGAAACAUUUGAAAAGGAUCCCAUCAAAUAUCAACAAUACGAACAGGCUGUGUACCGUGCCUUACUGGAUCGUGUUGAACCCGAGUCUGACAUUACUACUAUGAUCAUGGUGGUUGGUGCUGGUCGUGGUCCUUUGGUAGAUUGUUGCUUGAGAGCUGCUUCCAAAUCUGGGCGCAAGAUCCAUUUAUAUGCUGUUGAAAAGAAUCCAAAUGCCUUUGUCACAUUACAAAAUAAGAAAGCAAACGAAUGGCACGAAAAAGUGGAACUAGUGUUUGCAGAUAUGCGCAAAUGGAAACCGUCAAAAAAAUGUGAUAUUCUUGUUAGUGAAUUACUGGGUUCUUUUGGUGACAAUGAAUUAUCUCCUGAAUGUUUGGAUGGUGCUCAAAAGUUUUUGAAAGAUGAUGGUAUCUCUAUCCCUGCAAACUAUACGACAUUUGCAGCACCACUGGCAUCUACCAAACUCUACAACGAGGUGGCGGCUUAUAAGGAUUUAGAGCACUUUGAAACACCAUAUGUAGUGAUGUUCCAACAAGUAUGUGAACUUGGCCCUUCUCAACCUCUUUGGACAUUUGAACAUCCUAAUCACAACUAUCCUACGAUGGACGAUGAUCCGAUCAACAACCUUCACAAUAUUCGAUAUAGCCAGACCAAAUUUACUGUGGACAAGACAAUGACAAUGCAUGGUGUGGCUGGAUACUUUGAAUCCGUACUUUACAAAGAUGUGACGAUUUCCAUUCAUCCCGAUACCCAUUCUCCUGGUAUGUUUAGUUGGUUCCCAAUCUUCUUCCCUAUCAGAACACCAUUACAAGUUCCUCAAGGUGCACAAGUAUGCUUGGACUUUUGGCGACAAACGGACAAGAAGAAAAUAUGGUACGAAUGGGCGGUAACGAUCUCCAAGGACAAUGAAGAUUUGGCCAUUACACCAAUUCACAAUGUUGGAGGACGAUCAUACUGGGUUGGAUUAUAAUCAUAUUAGAUAGUAUCUCAUUUUAUUUGAUCAUUAUUAUUUUCAUCAUUGACUUUAUUUUGUUUUAUUUAUUUAUUUUAUCAUUGUUUUUUUUUUUUUUUUGUACCUUAUUCAUUUAGCAUGUUUCAAUAAAAACAAAACAAAUCUAGACAACCACUUAUCUUCUUCCUUUUUGUGUUAUCAUUUUCAUUGUCA
This is a messenger RNA of Halteromyces radiatus, 2395 nucleotides long. RefSeq names its product PRMT5 arginine-N-methyltransferase-domain-containing protein. The transcript is spliced from 9 exons. The record is from RefSeq and is a predicted model, not a curated record. Gene Ontology annotation, cellular component: cytosol; nucleus. Lineage: Eukaryota; Fungi; Mucoromycota; Mucoromycetes; Mucorales; Cunninghamellaceae. Bases 284 to 2200 code for a protein of 638 amino acids. Gene Ontology annotation, biological process: regulation of DNA-templated transcription; peptidyl-arginine N-methylation.